GACGACAAGUCAACGUUUUUCCAGUUUGGAGCUUCCAUCCAGCAGGAGGCGCUGUUGAUGUUGAGCAUCAUGGAGGAGUACGACUGGCACAUCUUUUCCAUAGUCACCUCCAAGUUCCCCGGAUACCAGGAGUUUAUCAACGUCCUCAAGAGCACCGUGGACAACAGUUUUGUAGGCUGGGACCUGCAGCACAUCAUAACAUUAGAUGCUGUGGAGGAAGACAGUAAGAGUCAAAUCAUGUUGAAAAAGGUCCAAUCCCCGGUGGUUCUGUUGUACUGCUCUAAAGACGAGGGAGUCUUUAUCCUGGAGGAGGCUCGCUCCCUGGGCCUCACCGGGUUCGGAUACAUCUGGAUCGUCUCCAGCCUGACCUCCGGCACCACCGAGACGGUACCCGAGGAGUUCCCCUCGGGCAUGGUGUCCGUCUCCUCCGAGGACUGGGACUACCCUCUGGAGGCGCGGGUGAGGGACGGGCUGGGCAUCAUCACGUCCGCUGCCUCCGCCAUGCUGGAGGAGUACGGAGAAAUACCUGGAGAGAGGACUUCCUGCUACGGGACACAGCCGGAGAAGCCUUCCAAGGUUCCGCCUCUCGCUCUGCACAAGUAA
Messenger RNA from Oncorhynchus keta (chum salmon), 603 nucleotides. Its product is annotated as glutamate receptor ionotropic, NMDA 2A-like. The annotation marks the transcript as partial. NCBI's taxonomy places the organism in Eukaryota, Metazoa, Chordata, Actinopteri, Salmoniformes, Salmonidae. The record is from RefSeq and is a predicted model, not a curated record. The transcript is spliced from 2 exons.